Messenger RNA from Pygocentrus nattereri (red-bellied piranha), 1718 nucleotides. RefSeq names its product inactive phospholipid phosphatase 7. Bases 591 to 1490 code for a protein of 299 amino acids. NCBI's taxonomy places the organism in Eukaryota, Metazoa, Chordata, Actinopteri, Characiformes, Serrasalmidae. Gene Ontology annotation, molecular function: sphingosine-1-phosphate phosphatase activity. The record is from RefSeq and is a predicted model, not a curated record. The transcript has 4 exons. Gene Ontology annotation, cellular component: nuclear envelope.
UUAUGAGAAAGUUCAUUUGUGGCCUCAACAUAAUAAUUCGUCUCACGUCUUAUUACAAAAAAAAUCACCAUGUCACCUUAGGGGUUCCGUAGAUCUAUAAUUGCACGUGCUGGACGUUUUCCAGCGCUCCCGAACGCGCACGCGCACACCGGAUACGCAGGCUCGCAGGAGAGAGCUGCGGAGAUUGAGCUCCGUUAGAGGCCCUUUAAACCCAGAACAGCAGCCCGGAGUUUCUGUUCAUACGGACUCGCGGCUCCGCACCGACGGCGCGAUGCUUCUGAAAAUCACGGAUUAAAUGGAAGAAACAGCCGCCGGCGCGAGAGAACCAGCAGCUGCACGAGGGAGGACGGACGGACAGAGGAAGGCAUGGACAGAAGACACGGAUAGCCUGCCCUGUACCCCGGUCACAAUUGUGCACACAUUCUUACAAGGCUAAAUAUAGGCUGUCUGACGGUGCUUUUUCAAGACAAACUGCAGCCCCCAUUUGCACUUAGACCUGCCAGUCUACAUAGGAGCCACUUGCGCCACUGGUUUGUAUUGGAGAUCCCCAUCUGUUUUACAGACAAACAUAGUGUUUAUAGAUAUUCGAAAUGCCAUACAGUCAGAGUCGAGCGAGAGCCAGAGACCGCGGAAACGUCCUUGGAAGGCUGGAGUUUUUAUCCCUCCAUCAGCCCCUGCGAAACAGCAGCAACGACAACAACCGGGGGGCAUCCAGGAGAGCCGGCCCAGGCAAGUAUCAUCAAAACCCACAGAGUGACCACCAGCAAGAACCUGGCGAAGGUUCCAAAGAGCGAAAAGAACCGCCGAGGAUGCCAGAAGAAGACUGCAUGCAGCUCAACCCUUCCUUCAAAGGCAUCGCCAUGAACUCCCUCCUGGCCAUCGAUAUACAUUUAUCCAAGCGGCUCGGAGUUUGUGUCCACACCUCGUCAUCCUGGGGCAGCGUCCGCUCUGUUUUCACACUGCUCGCGCUCACCGGACAUGGAAUCACAUGGAUUUGUGGCACACUGGUGUGUCUCACCAGGAGCAGCACUCUAGCUGGACAGGAAGUCCUGGUCAAUCUGCUGCUGGUGGUCAGGACCCCCAUGGACCCUCACAGAGCAGCGCUCAUUCUCGACAUCCUGACGGUGGCUGGAGUCCAGAAACUGGUCAGGCGUAAAGGACCAUGGGAAAUGACCCCAGGCUUCCUGGACUACGUGGCGAUGGACGUGUACUCGUUCCCAGCGGCUCACGCUAGCAGGGCGGCGAUGGUGUCCAAGUUCCUGCUGUCUCACCUGGUGCUGGCGGUGCCCCUGCGGAUCCUGCUGGUGGUCUGGGCCUUCCUGGUGGGGCUGUCCCGGGUUCUUCUGGGCCGACACCAUGUCACGGACAUGGCCUGCGGCUUCGCGCUGGGUUUACUACACUUCAGCCUGGUGGAGACGGUGUGGCUCUCGUCUAACGCCUGCCAAACGCUCAUCUCCAUAGGAACACUCAGCUGGAGCCCAUUCCCCUAAAACAGAACUCCGUAGAGCUGAAACAGACGUUCUCACAGCACCGCAGAACUGCGGAACGGUUCUCUGCAGCUCAGAAAGAGCGUCACGCAAGAAGAAUCAGAAGAAGUUAUUAACUCCAGACUGUUUGUAUUUUUUGUUUCUGUUUUGUUUGUAUUGAAAUAUAUACAAUUUUCACAUGUGAUUAUGUGAAACACUAUUAUUAUUAUUAUUAUUAUUAUUAUUAUUAUU